Messenger RNA from Colossoma macropomum (tambaqui), 2688 nucleotides. RefSeq names its product ecotropic viral integration site 5a (gene evi5a). Bases 335 to 2167 code for a protein of 610 amino acids. NCBI's taxonomy places the organism in Eukaryota, Metazoa, Chordata, Actinopteri, Characiformes, Serrasalmidae. The record is from RefSeq and is a predicted model, not a curated record. The transcript is spliced from 17 exons.
UGACAGGAUGGCAUUGUCCUAGAUAAACCUUGGAGACAUAUAUAAAGAUCUGGGAGAAGUGGCAAGAGGAAGUUGCUUAUUCAGGUCACCAAACAGUUACUGUAUCUGUAAGUCAUUGGCUGAGGCCUUCUUGCGAAAGAACUUUGACCAGACUGAGAUGCUAAAUGAACAGCAUGUGAUUUCCAAACGGCCUUUUCUUCACUCGUGUAAGCAGGUGUGAGAGCAAAAUGUUGGUCCAGACUUGAAUAGUGCUGACAGGAAGACAAAAAGAAAGGAUUUCCAAGAGAUCUGGAUAGAUUCAGCCCCCGUGAGAUCAACACUGGGCACUGAAGUGAUGGAUUCUCUCUCUGUCCCGCCUUCUUCUUCCCACCACUCAUCUCAGCUCAGCCCAGAUGAGAGGAAGUUACUGGCCAAGCUGGAAGAGCAGAACAGGCUGUUGGAAACUGACAGUAAAUCCUUAUACUCUGUGAACGGCGUCCUGCGAAGCCCCUGUUCUUCAAAAAUCUUCUCUUUCGAGGAAGACUCCAGCACUUGGGGUUGUGUUGUUGACAACUGGGAUGAAUGGAGCAAGAAGAAAGUAAAACAGUUGAAGGAGAUGAUAAGGAAAGGGAUCCAUCCUCAUUUCCGGCCCACGGUGUGGCAGAUGCUGUGCAAUGCGCACAGCGUGUCUGUGCGGGAGCAGUACUCUGAGCUGCUGCAGAAGACCUGUCCGUGUGAGAAAGUGAUCGAGAAAGACCUGAGCAGAAUCUUCUCCCAGCAUCAGCUCUUCCAGGGUCUGCACAGCAGCAUCCAGCAGCCGCUCUUCAACGUGCUUAAGGCUUAUUCAGUUCUAGACCAUGAAGUUGGAUACAACCAGGGAAGUGCAUUCAUAGCUGGACUGUUACUCAUGCAGAUGCCAGAGGUGGAGGCCUUUGGUGUGUUUUUGAGGCUCAUGCAGGACUUCAGGCUGCGAGAGCUCUACAGGCCCCGCAUGGUUGAACUGGGCUGCUGCGUGUUCCAGCUAGAAGGGCUGAUCCAGGACCAGCUUCCUGAGCUUUAUUCUCACUUUCAAACUCACGCCUUCUACACCUCCACAUUCUCUUCAUCCUGGUUCCUCACAGUGUUCCUCUCCUGCCUGCCCCUAACUGCAGCCAACAGGGUCUUUGACAUAUUCAUGUGUGAGGGUUUGGAGAUCGUGUUCCGUGUGGGUAUGGCCAUCCUCCAGAUGACCCAGACUGAACUGCUGAAGCUGGACAUGGAGGGGAUGACGCAGUUUUUGGAGAAAACGGCCCCCCAGCAGAUGGACAGAGAUCCGGGCAGGAUGAUAACGACGGCUUAUCAAAUAAAGUACGACUCCAAGAGAAUGAAGAAGCUUGAAAAAGAAUACACAGCCAUAAAAAUGAAGGAGAUGGAAGAACAAGAGGAAAUGAAGAAACUACAUUCAGAAAAUAAACUUCUGCGACAGCGGAUUGACACCCUGGAGAAAAGGUUCUGUGAGGAUGCGGUGUGGAAGCUGGGGCAGGAGUGUGCGCGGAUCCGGCUGAGAGAGGCAGAGCAUCGGCACGUCUUAAAGCAGAUGGAGAUAAAGAUGCUGCUGAUGGAGAAAAGCAGUACAGUUCCUGAUGAGGUCAGUAUGCAGUAUCUGCAUGAGCAGCUGGUCGGUGGGAAGCUGAGGGAGGCAGAGGCACUGACCGGACUCAGAGAGAUUAAACAUCACAUUAAAGAUCUGGAGGAAAAAUGGCAGAUGCAGCAGAAGGGCAGCAGUAGUGUGAGUGACCUGCAGGGGGAGCUGAUGAGUGUGAGGUUCAGAGAAGUUCACGCUCAGGUUCAGCUCACACAGAGCCGCCACCAACUGCUGCAGCUGCAGACGCAGGAUCAACUCUGCAGUCUCCAGCUAAAGCGCAUCACCGAGCGCAUGCACAGCCAGCACGAGCGUCUGCAGGACAUAAUGAUGCAGAACCAGCGUCUGCACAGUCUACUGGGACAAACAACUGAGGAAGAGCAACACAAGCGUUUAGGCCGCAGAAUAAGCUAUGAGUCCCAUCAGCAGGCUCCUGACGAUGAAGAACAGGAAGAGGAUGUGACUGCAGUCAGAAAGCUGCAAGACCAGAUUGCGCAGUUGCAGGCCCAGAUUCGGAGGCUUUCCAGGCAGAAGGAAGCCACCAGGCUGCAGCAUAAUGACACUUGAGAGUGGGCGGCCAUCCCGCUGGCUAGCCGAACUGUCUCCAUGAGCAUCCGACCAGACGAGGGGCGAAGAACAUGGGCUAUGAACAGCACUGACCAACCGGCCCACGACCAUGUCCACCAAAGCAGUGAUGUGUAGCACCUGUGUGAGCUGUAAAGUAAUACAGGCUUUAUAGCGCUUUGUAGCGGAGACUCUUAGCCUACCACACCACAGAUGGUCCGGUCAUCACUCUUGUUCUGCAGACUCUCCAUUGUGCUGCCUUUGUGGACUCGAACAUCAGAUCUUGUCAUGCACUUGCACUUGAAGCUAACUUGCACUGGUUAAGGCCUUAAACUGCAGGCUUAUUAUCAGUUAUUAAUCUUGACUUUUUCAUCUUAACAAAUUUUCCAGUAACUGUUAAUAUAUUAUCCAGUAACCACUAUGAAUUAUUCAGCAAUGACCAUCAUUUAUUCUGUAGCUACUAUGGAUUUGUCAGUAACUACAAUGAAUUAUUCAGCAGCAACUGUAAAUUAUUCAGUAGCUAC